AUGGGCCCUGGCGACUACGAAGGUUGGAAAGAAGUUGGAAGGGCACCGGCCUGUGCCAAGUGCGGGUGCAAGAAUAAUUUUCGAGGGAGCUUCUACUGCAAAGCAUGCGGCCACAAGCUGUCCGACCUGUCCCCUGCAGCAGCACCAGAACCUAGAGGAGUCUGGGGCGAUGCUGGCCAACCACACCAAGAUGAUGUUGGCAAGGGCGGCAAGAAGGGCAAGGGGCGAAAGGGCAAGGGCAAGGGUCAGGACGACGCGAGUGGAGGAGGCCCAGCCUUGCCUCGUGCGCCAGGGGCCCAGUUCCUGGUGGCCCAGCCUAAGGAAGCGAACACUGACAUGGAGAUCAACGGCCUGGAGCAGCUGGUGGCGAUGUUGGAACGAGCUGGCGACACAGCCACGGCGGCGAAGCACAGGAGGGUUUUCGUUGAGAAGAAGCGCAAAGCGGCUGAGAAGGAGUACGUCGCACCAUUGUCCCAGCGGGUCACCCUGGCCCACAAGCAGGUGGCGGAAGUCAAUCAGAAGUUGGAGAAGGCUGUGGCGCACUUCGAGCGCCUCUCGGAGGGGCUCGAGCACCAGCGCCAGUGGGUGCAGCAGCUUUCGGACGAACUCGAGGAGCGCGAGGCGGCGCACCGCAGGCUGGCGGUGGAGCUCAAUGCGAAGUUUGUACCGCCGCAGCAGGACGCCCAGCCCCAGGCGCUCAGCGUGGCGGGCAUCUUGGACGGCACGAUCGAGUCGAUCCCUCUGUCUUUCGCGGGCCCGGGCUUCGAUGAUGCAGAAUAUGAUAUGGAGGAGGCUGACAAGCGCGAGCUGGCUGACCGCACAGCGAGACUGCAGUCUGAGCUGUCGGCGGCGGUCCGAGCCACGUUCGGGCAGGCGGCAGAGAAGGCCAAGGCUUUCAAGACCGAGCAGGAGCAGAUGGCACAGCGCCUUGCAGGCAAGCGCAGACGUCAGGAGGGAGGCGGGGCCGCUCCUGGUGACGAACCCAAGCCUGGUCCCGCCGCUGGGCAGCCUGAAGGAGAUAGCGCUGCAGCUGCUGCGGCCGCUUCAGAGCCAGCGCCUGGGACGCCAGUGGCAGGAGCUACGGAAGGCGAGGGGCUCAAGCAGCGGACUGCCAUGAUUUGCCGCCCCCCCUCACGAAGGCGCGCUGCUGGAGAUCGAGCUGGCCCAGCAGCGCGGGGCGAUGCAGAUCGGCCCGCCCCUGGCUCCAUGGGGCUGCCGCCGCCGGAGGUCGUCGACGAGGAUGGGCCUGGGGCGGUCUUCUAUGAUGGCAUCGCGGAGUCGGCAGCCAGAUGGAUUCCGCGUCUGCAUUCGCCCGAGUCAGGAGCGGCCAGCUGGAUGAGAUGGUGCAAGCCCUACGUCAGGGAGCUGCUCCUGCAGGCCUGGGACCUUGACUGGGCGCGGGAGGCUCGCCAGGAGAUGACCGUAGACCAGAUGGCGAAGACAUCUGCACGGAGUCCUGACAUGAUGGAGCUGAUAAUCCAUGACAUGGAGAUGCUGCGCUGGGCCCUCCGCCGCCACUGGGAGGAGCUGCGCAGGAUGAAAAAUGAAAUGAAGGACCUGCUGGGCCUUCCUCGAGAUGAGGGCCAGCGGACCUCUGACGGGAUUGAGGGCGAUGUGGAAGCCGUGCUGACGACUGGCGCUCCGACACUCACUCCCAAGAUAGAUGUGCAGCAGGCGCCGAGCACGCGCCUGGACGGGGACGUCAUGAUAGACCUCGCCGAGAAGCGCCGGUGGCGACGGCUGCUGGGCGGCGGCACGCCGGUGGCCGCGGCGGAGCUGGAGGCCGGCUGCGACGGCCUCGCGGGCGCCUGGCUCAUCUGCGGCGAGCACUCCCUGUGCGUGAGCGGCCCCGCGCGCGGCAAGUCCAGCGCCAAGGAGGCUGCGGCGGAACGCGGCAGGCAGCCCGAUGACGACUUCGAGGCGACUUUCGGGAUGGCCGAAGGCGUUGGCCGCGUCAGGGUGCAGCAGGGCCUCUGGCUGGCGGCGGACACCCGGGGCACGCUCCUCUGCGGCGCCCGCGAGGGCGAGGCCGGGGUGCGCACGGAGGCGGUCUGCUACGCGCCCGGCCUGAUGACGCAGGCCGGCACUGUCGCGCUGGCGCGCGGCGCCUCCCCGCAGCUGUGGCGGGUGCGCGAGCUCGGGCACGAGGCCUUCGGGCCGCCGCUGGCAGGCCGCGCGGGCGCCGCCGGCGGAGAGGGCGCGUCAGCGGCCCGCCUUGAGACCAGCAGGGCCCCACCGCUGGACGGCGGCGCGGCGGGGGACGUCGGCCGUUCAACGGCCGGCGGCAAGGGCGGCAAGCCCGGCGACUGGACAUGCCCGCAGUGCCAGUUCCUUGUCUUCGGCAGCAAGGACGCGUGCAUGAGGUGCGGGGCCGGAAGGUCGAGCGGCGGCGUCCGCGGAAGCGGCGGCGCGCCGCCUGGCCCCAAGUGGGGCGGGAAGCCGGGCGACUGGACGUGCCCAAGCUGCCAGUUCCUGGUCUUCGCCAGCAAGGACAGCUGCAUGAGGUGCGGCUCCACCAGAGCCGACGCCCGGGGGCGAGGGGGUCCCCGGCGCUCGCGGACACCCCCUCGGCGGGAGAGCACGCCGCGCCGAGCGGCCAGCAGCUCGGAGAGCUGGAGGCCCACCCGCGUCGCCCAGGAGGCGCCCGCGCGCGGCCGCACCUGCAGCAGCGGAGGCGGCCACGGCGCCCGCGCUUCGAGGCGGUCGCCGUCGGCAGCGCGGCGGAAGAGAAGGAGAAGCCACCGGGCGCGCGCCGAGAGCAGCUCGGGCAGCGGCAGCAGCACGUGA
Molecule: messenger RNA, 2787 nt
Organism: Prorocentrum cordatum
Lineage: Eukaryota; Dinophyceae; Prorocentrales; Prorocentraceae
Source: the annotation of a GenBank genome assembly